CUUCCUACUAGAGAGGGCAAUACUAGACCGUCAACACCAAACACAAAGUCAGAAAGGAACCUAUGCCAUUAAGAUGCAGCAUGGGUAUAAUAGUUGCACACAUUCAUUCGUUAUAAGAUUCAUGCCUUCCUCCAAAUUGUUUUCAUUUUCUAAUCAUUUCAAUUUCAACAGCGCCAUUAUCCCCUCUUUCUCUAAAACCCCCAAAUUUUCAUCUUUCAUUUCCGCCACCAUGUCCACCACUGUCUCCACUCCCAACGAUACUAAAACCCAUCAUUUGCAGGUUGCAAAGCGGUUGGAGAAGUUUAAAACAACAAUCUUCACUCAAAUGAGUAUGCUUGCCAUCAAACAUGGAGCCAUAAACCUUGGUCAGGGUUUUCCUAACUUUGAUGGUCCAGAGUUUGUUAAGGAAGCAGCACUUCAAGCAAUCAGGGAUGGGAAUAAUCAAUAUGCCAGGGGUUAUGGAGUUCCAGACCUUAACAUUGCCAUUGCUGAAAGAUUCAAGAAAGAUACUGGACUAGUGGUAGACCCUGAAAAGGAAGUUACAGUUACAUCUGGCUGCACAGAAGCAAUUGCUGCAACUAUGUUAGGGUUGAUAAAUCCCGGUGACGAGGUUAUCUUGUUUGCUCCUUUUUAUGAUUCUUAUGAAGCCACUUUAUCCAUGGCUGGUGCAAAUGUAAAAGGAAUCACUCUGCGCCCCCCAGAUUUCGCUCUACCGAUUGAAGAGUUGAAGUCCACCAUCUCAAAGAAUACUCGUGCCAUUCUUUUAAAUACUCCUCACAAUCCUACUGGAAAGAUGUUCACUCGAGAGGAGCUCAAUACCAUUGCAUCUCUUUGCAUUGAGAAUGAUGUUCUGGUUUUCAGUGAUGAAGUUUAUGAUAAGUUGGCAUUUGAUAUGGAACACAUUUCGAUUGCUUCUUUGCCUGGAAUGUUCGAGCGGACGGUGACAAUGAACUCGUUGGGGAAGACAUUCUCCUUGACUGGAUGGAAAAUUGGUUGGGCCAUAUCACCUCCACACUUAACAUGGGGAGUGCGACAGGCACAUGCUUUCCUCACUUUUGCAACCUCAAAUCCUAUGCAGUGGGCUGCUGCAGUAGCUCUAAGAGCACCAGAUUCUUAUUACAUUGAACUGAAGAGGGAUUAUAUGGAAAAGAGAGCUAUUUUGGUUGAAGGGUUGAAGGCCGUUGGCUUCAAGGUAUUCCCAUCUAGUGGAACCUACUUUGUGGUUGUUGAUCACACCCCUUUUGGACUUGAAAAUGAUGUUGCAUUUUGUGAAUAUCUAGUUAAGGAGGUUGGAGUGGUGGCCAUUCCUACCAGUGUGUUUUACUUGAAUCCAGAAGAGGGAAAGAAUCUAGUCCGGUUCACUUUCUGCAAGGAUGAAGGAACUCUAAGAGCUGCUGUUGAGAGGAUGAAGGAGAAGCUUAGAAAAUGAUCUCCAUUCAUGAUUAAGUUAUGUGUUAUAUGUUGAUUUGAAGAUAUUUAUCAUUCUAGAAUCUCAGAUGUAGGUAGGCUUGUAAUAACUUGUGGUUGAUUAGCUCAACAGUCUGAGUCAUUAGUGAUAAUUUAUCCCCCAAGAUUGUGUUUUCCCCUCUGAAUCUCAACGUUAUGAUGGGUGUGUAGUGUGGUCAAUGAAUAAUUGUUUGAAAUCAUCAGAAAAUUUCCCUGAAUCUCAACACGUGAUGAUUGGUUUGUAUGA
Messenger RNA from Cicer arietinum (chickpea), 1693 nucleotides. RefSeq lists its product as uncharacterized. Gene Ontology annotation, biological process: biosynthetic process. Gene Ontology annotation, molecular function: L-kynurenine:2-oxoglutarate transaminase activity; pyridoxal phosphate binding. NCBI's taxonomy places the organism in Eukaryota, Viridiplantae, Streptophyta, Magnoliopsida, Fabales, Fabaceae. Gene Ontology annotation, cellular component: cytoplasm. The record is from RefSeq and is a predicted model, not a curated record.